AUGUCUCUGAAGAGAAAAUUCACGUUCGUUGAUGAUACUGAGUCCAUGAACAUGGAUGCACCGCUCCUCAAACAAAUUAGACUCGUUCCUUUCCCAAACUCUACUACCGAGGAGGAUGUUUGCAUGUCUGACGCUCAGUACGAGGGUCCCUACCACAGCCGGUUUACUUCUACUGUCAGCGACGCGUCUUCUAUAUCGCCCGCCACGUCACCUGCUUUCAGCCAAAACACACUUCCACUGAGUACUACUGACGCAAACCACUUUCCUGAUCAACACUCACCUUCUGCUUCUCCUGUCGGCUUGCUUCAGCCUUCGAGCUCGUUCGCUCAUCACGGCACUUCAUGCAACCAAAUCCCAAAACUCAAAGUCGCAUGCGCAGCUGGUUCGAAUGGCCAGCGUACAAUGUGGAGCUUCUGUGAACAAUGCGGCGCUAUUUCCAUGGUCGACGACGGCUCCAGCUCUUAG
Molecule: messenger RNA, 465 nt
Organism: Mycena indigotica
Lineage: Eukaryota; Fungi; Basidiomycota; Agaricomycetes; Agaricales; Mycenaceae
Exons: 4
Coding region: 1-465 (154 amino acids)
Source: RefSeq, a predicted model, not a curated record